GUUGUAUCCCUUGAUGCCAAAGUACAUGCUGUCUGCUACAGAUUAAAAGAGGGGAAAAUUUCGGUGAAUGUUUUUCCUUGCUGAGAUUUUGUAACACAGCCAGAAUGUCUUCUAUGUCAUUUCCAAAGGCAAUUGUCAAAUUCAACUCACACACACAAGCAAGAGACAAAAUCUACAGAACAGUACAAUAUGGAUCCAGAUUUGCUUUGUGGUACCUGUCACAGCAAACUGGUCACAGCAGACUGGAGGAGAAAUUACAGAAACUGGAAGCAGCUUUGGCUUUAUCAAGGAAAUUAUUUCGAAUGGGCAACUGUCUGGAACUCAGUCAGAAAGCACUUGAGGCACUUUCAACACCUCAUCACUUAAUGCGUUUGUUGGGAGUGUCAGCUCAGGGUUUCAAGGCCAUUUGGCUUAUCCUGGACCACAUAAUAUGGUUUGGCAAAGUGGACAUUAUUCAGAUCAACCAUGCUACAUGGAACAAAUGGUCUUCCUGGUCUUGGCUCAUUGCCCUAGCAUCAGCCACAAUCCUUGACCUGAUCAAACUCACCAGACUACAGGCCAAGGUAGAGGCUGAGAUGUUGCAGCAAAAAAGUGCUGGAUCUCACCCAGAGGUCCUCAGCCAGUUCAAGAUCGAAAAGCAUAAUAUGCAGCUGACCUUUUGGCGAGAUUUUUGUGACUUAUUCAUCCCGUUGAGUUCUCUGCAUUAUGCAAAUUCUGGGUUGGGGGCAUUCUGUGGCCUUUUGUCGUCUCUUAUUGGUUUCCAACAAGAAUGGGAGAAACAUGUUCAUCCUUUCAAACCGAAGUAGGAAAAAUGACACUACAGUUUCCUGUCAAUGGUGAGGACAAGCAUUAGUGGGGUUUAUUUUCUAAAUAUUGUAUAAAUGUUACAAAUCUGGUAUUAGCACUGGUAUUUUAUAAAUUUUUUUUUUGGUCAUUUACCAAUUGUUUGUAUGAAAUAUUCAGUCACUAAGGUGUUUGCACUGUCUUAUUGCUGUAGCAAGUAAUCUCAUGCAGUUGGCAAGUUAUCCAGCCUGCUUUAACCUGUAUCUUUUACAUUUUUACAUGUUAGUUUCAGAUUUAUUUCAUGUUUGAUAAUUUCCUGCUUCAGAGAGAUUGGCAUAUUCAAAAUAAUGAAGGCUUAUUUUACUGUAAGUUUAGGUCAAAGAAGAUUGUCUAGAAGUGCAUCUCAGAUACCAAAGUUUAAGAAGUGGGCAAGGUGCCCUUUGAGGCACAAGACAUUUUAGCCUUACAGUAAUGUUUUAAUAAUAUUAAACUUAUAAUAAGCUUGCCUGCCAACAUUAUCUUGUCAAAUGUAAGCUGGUUUUGUGAAGGAUUAUGAAAAGUGAAAAGUAAUUGCUGGUUAGCCAGCCAUCAUUGUUAUGGUGGUAUGGUUCUAAAAACUAGCAUUAUAAUCUUGCUCUAUUUCGAUAUUC
Molecule: messenger RNA, 1433 nt
Organism: Pomacea canaliculata
Lineage: Eukaryota; Metazoa; Mollusca; Gastropoda; Architaenioglossa; Ampullariidae
Product: peroxisomal membrane protein 11A-like
Exons: 4
Coding region: 105-806 (233 amino acids)
Biological process (GO): regulation of peroxisome size; peroxisome fission
Cellular component (GO): peroxisomal membrane
Source: RefSeq, a predicted model, not a curated record